Lingula anatina is the source of this 1081-nucleotide messenger RNA. RefSeq names its product nuclear RNA export factor 1. Gene Ontology annotation, molecular function: protein binding; RNA binding. Gene Ontology annotation, biological process: poly(A)+ mRNA export from nucleus. Gene Ontology annotation, cellular component: cytoplasm; nucleus. Lineage: Eukaryota; Metazoa; Brachiopoda; Lingulata; Lingulida; Lingulidae. The record is from RefSeq and is a predicted model, not a curated record.
UCUACUUUGACUCAGGUUGCAUGUUUUUUCUCGACACCUGUGCUCUGUGUUAGCCAGUCAGAUGGAGUAACUGCUUCUGAUAUCAUGUGCUAUCCACUUAAAUUCUGCCUAUAGCAUGACUUAAUGGGUGAACAUGACAGGAUGCUAUAUGAUUAUCAACCUCUACCAAGUUGGUGUUCAGAAAAAAAAAAGUUUUUUUAAGCACUGUCCACCUUUUUCAAGCUUUGAGUAUAAGUAUGUCUUGCAUAUCCUCAUAUUGCCUGAGAGUUAUUUCAGGGCCACAGACUCUUUAAGUAAUUGUGACAUUACUUGUUCACCAUGGUGUUUCAGCGCUGUUCGUAAGAGGUUCCCUAAGGUGUUAAAGUUGGACGGCAAAGACUUACCACCUCCCAUAGGUUUUGACCUGGAGUCCCCUACUGACCUACCCACCAAGCAAGGCAGUUAUUUCAUGAAUGAGGAAGUGAAAAAUUUGGUCGUGAGGUUCUUAGAACAAUAUUUUAGCAUUUAUGACAGUGAUGACAGACAAGGACUGCUGGAGGCAUACCACAAUGAAGCAACCUUUUCAGUGAAUAUUGCACAAAACUUGACACUGGUAACAAAUUAUCCUAAAUAUCACGACUACCUCUCAGAGAGCAGAAAUCUUGUGAAGGUCAAAGAUCCAGUCAAAAGAAACAAGUGCCUGAAACAAGGAAAACUGAAUGUGGUGGCAGCACUGUGCAACCUCCCCAAGACAUCCCAUGAUGCAAACUCUUUUGUUCUAGAUGUUACAAAUGCUACGCAACAUCUUUUGAGCUUCAUUGUCUCUGGGAUAUUCAAAGAGAGUGACACCAAGUCAGACAAGCCUCCUGUCAGAUACUUUUCCAGACAUUUUGUUACUGUUCCACAAGGCUCUGGCAUUGUGAUCAUCAAUGAGAUGUUGACAAUUACAAAUGCAACCCCAAAACAAGUGCAGAAUGGACAGAAGCAAACUGCUAUUGCCAGACAGCUGAAUGUGUCCCAGGGAGCAGUUUCUAACGUCGUACAGAAACACGCCCAGACUGGUGUAUUAACACAGUCUGAGACCACGGUCAGGACGUCCUAA